Magnolia sinica is the source of this 6748-nucleotide messenger RNA. RefSeq names its product disease resistance protein RGA2-like. The record is from RefSeq and is a predicted model, not a curated record. The transcript has 11 exons. Lineage: Eukaryota; Viridiplantae; Streptophyta; Magnoliopsida; Magnoliales; Magnoliaceae. Gene Ontology annotation, biological process: defense response to other organism. Bases 944 to 4504 code for a protein of 1186 amino acids. Gene Ontology annotation, molecular function: ADP binding.
CCCGAUAAGAGAGGACCAUGGUGUAGGUAGGGCCCACCAUGAUGUUCCCUCCAUCUGUUUGCCAACUCAUGUUGUGACAUGAGCCAAAAAAUGAGACAGAUCCAAAGUUCAAGUGGGCCAUAUGACAGGAAAUAGUGGGGACUGAAUGCCUACCAUUGAAGCAUUGGUGGGGCCAUGGAAGUUUUGAAUCAGGCUAAUAUUUGUGUUUUCAGUUCAUCCCAGUGGAAAUGACAUUAUGAACGGUCUGGAUGGCAUACAAACAUUACGGUGGACCCCACAAAUAUUUCAAAGGGGGCUUUCAAUCCCUUCUAUUUCCUAUCGCGUGGCCACUUGAAUUUUGGAUUUGCCUCAUUUUUUGGAUCAUUUAUUAACAUAAGCUGGCAAAUGGAUGGAGGGGGUGGAUUUCUUACAAACAUUUUGGUGGGCCCCACCUAGAUACUAAAUACAAACUCGACCGUGGGUAUGAAUCCUUUGUGUUAAAUACAAUCCAAGCAACAAAAUUUGACUUACCAUAGCAUUUUGUUGUUUCAAGUGUGGAAACAAAAAUGACAAUUGAACAUUCAUUACUACCGAUUUCAUGCAACAGGUAAUUGAAAUUGCAAUAAUUGUGCUUUUCCAUUGCUUUACUUUGGAAUCCUCCGAUCCACACCAGCAGCUUCCUUAAGUUAAAAAAUUGCAAAAAUCAAGCAAUCAGGACCAUCAAACAUGGUGGCCUACCUGACUAACAAUCCUAAUCACUGUAGAUGUGCUACAUGUAACUUGGAGACAACCAACUAUGUCAACCCACGUGCUGGGCUCCCAUUGACUUAUUAUAUGGUGAAUCUAAGAUAGAUGGAGCAUAUAUAGGCAUUAACAGAGAAGGAUAAUCUUGUAUGCGAUCUUGAGAUCAUUCUCUUUUCCUAUCUCUAGUUUGUUCUUGUGAAUUCCCUUUUAGGAAGGAGGAAUGGCUGAAGCAGUUCUAUCUGCCCUUCUUCAAGUAGUUUUCGACAAACUAGCCUCCCCAAUCCUAGAAGAGUAUGGAUUGUUGUGGGGUGUUCGCAAGGAGAUUGAAAAUCUAAGCAGCACGUUAUCGACGAUACAAGCUGUGCUUGAAGAUGGGGAGGAGCGGCAAUUAAAGGAUAAGGCGCUGCAGAAUUGGCUGGGAAAGCUUAAAGAUGUGGCUUAUGAUGCAGAUGACAUCUUGGACGAGUUCAUGAUGGAAGCUCUACGCAGAAAAGUGGAGAUUCGGGGGCACGUUAAGAACAUGGUACGUGACUUCUUUUCUCUAUCCAACCCGCUUGUGUUCCGUUUGAAUAUGGUACGUAAGAUAAAGGAGAUCGGGUGGAGAUUAGAUGCUAUUGCUGGGGAGAGGUCCAAAUUCCAUUUGAGCGGGGGAGAGAGGGUAUUGGAGAUUAGAGUUCGAGAACAAACCGACUCAUUUGUAAUCGAGUCGGAUGUUUAUGGUAGGGAGGAAGAUAAAGAGAAAGUAAUGGAAUUACUGAUUAGUGAGGAUAACAGAGAGGAUGUUACGGUCAUCCCCAUAGUCGGUAUGGGGGGCCUUGGGAAGACCACACUUGCGCAAUUCACUUACAAUGACAAGAGGGUGGUCGAGCAUUUUGAGCUGAGAAUGUGGGUUUGCGUGUUGGACGAUUUCAAUGUGAGAAGGGUAACAAAAGCAAUCAUAGAGUCAGCAACUGGUAGCAAAUGUGAUCUCUUAGACAUGGAUUUACUGCAGUGUCGCCUCCAUGAAAAUCUGUGUGGGAAGAAGUUUUUACUUGUGUUGGAUGACGUGUGGGAUGAAAAUCCCAAGAACUGGGACAGAUUGAAACAAUUUCUCAGAGAAGGUGCAAGGGGUAGUAAAAUCAUAGUAACAACCCGUAGUGAAAAAGUUGCUUCAAUCAUGGGCUCUCUUCCUCCACACCAUUUGCCAAGAUUAUCAGAGGAUGAUUGUUGGUCUCUAUUCAAGCAGCGAGCGUUUGGGCAAGCACGACAAGAGCAUCCAAACCUUGUAAUUCUUGGAAAGGAAAUUGUAAAGAAGUGUGGAGGUGUCCCUUUGGCGGCGAAAGCGCUCGGAAGUUUGAUGCACUUUAAAACAGAGGAAAAGGAGUGGUUAUUUGUCAAAGAAAGCGAAAUUUGGAAUCUACCUGAAGAAGAAAAUCACAUUUUACCCGCUCUAAGGUUGAGUUAUCAUCACUUGCCAUCGCAUUUGAAGCAGUGCUUUGCAUACUGCUCAAUAUUUCCAAAAGAUCAUAGAAUUGAGAAGAAGAAACUAAUCCUACUAUGGAUGGCAGAAGGUUUCAUCCAACCAUCCAACAGAAGUAAACAAAUGGAAGAUAUCGGUGGGGAGUAUUUUAAUAAUCUAUUGUGGCGGUCCUUCUUUCAGGAUGUUGAGAAAGAUGAUGAUGGGAAUAUAAUGUGGUGCAAGAUGCAUGAUCUCGUGCAUGAUCUUGCACGCUCUGUUGCAGGGAUUGAAUGCUCGAUUGUGCAGGUCGACAAUGCAGUCAGCAUCCCUAAUAGAACUCGUCGUUUCUCCUUGGAGCGUGGGUAUAGUAAGUGGGUCCCUCCAAUCCCAAAUACCUCAAGAAAAGCAAAGAACUUGCGAACACUGCUUCUGCUUGGAAGAAAUACUUUCAAUGUCCCUUGUAAUCUUUUGGUACAUUUUAUGUGUUUACGCGUGUUAGAUUUAAGCUAUUCGAAUGUCACUGCAGAGUUGUUGGUUUCAAUCGGCAAGUUGAAACACUUAAGAUACCUCGACCUGUCUUAUACUGAAAUACAAGCCCUUCCUGAAUCUAUCAGCACCCUUUACCAUUUACAAACCUUGAGACUCUUGGCUUGUUAUAAUCUUGCAGAGUUACCCAGGAACAUGAGCAAAAUGACUAGCCUAAGACAUCUUGAAAUCAAUAGAUAUGAUCAAUGGACUAGUGUGCAAGAUUAUUACAAAUCAUUAACUCAGAUGCCAGCUAAUAUUGGAGAAUUAAAGUUCCUUCGAACCUUGUCAAUAUUCAUCGUUGGUAAGGAUAGUGGCCGUGGUGUAAGGGAGCUGCAAGGCCUAAACCUUCAAGGAGAAUUGACCAUUCGAAACCUUGAGAAUGUGACGUGUGCAGCAGAUGCCCAGGAAGCAAACUUGAAGGAGAAGCCAAACCUUCUUAUGUUACGCUUUUCAUGGGGUCAUGAUAUUGAUUUAAAUUUGGAAGGAAACAUCGAGCAAACCCUUGAAGGUCUCCAACCACAUCCAAAUCUCAAAAGGUUGGUGGUGGAAGAGUAUGUGGGUACCAGAUUUCCACAUUGGAUGAGUUCUUCGUUGCUUUCGAAUCUAGUUGAAAUCUCACUGAUCAAUUGCAGAAGAUGUGAACAGCUCCCCCCGCUUGGCCAAUUACCAUUCCUUAAGGUUCUUAUGGUACGUGGAAUGGAUGCUGUGAAAUGCAUUGACAACCAUUUCUAUGGCAAUGUUAUCACACAAGGAUUCCCGUCAUUGAAGAAACUCAAGUUCCAAGAUAUGCCAAACUUCGAGGAGUGGUUAGGAUUCACUGGAAGAGAAAUACUCCCUUGCCUUGAGGGAUUAAUUGUCGACAAAUGCCCAAAGUUGAGGAUGCUUUUGUGCCUUCAAUCUCUCAAAUAUUUAACAUUGACGGAUAGUAACGAGAUGUUGUUAGGUUCAGUGGCAAAGCUCACCUCGCUUUCCUCCCUUCGGAUCGAAGGUUUUAAGGAGCUAACGUUGCUUCCAGAUAGGUUGUUGCGAAACCAUACCCAUCUCUCGACCCUAUCAAUUAGAUGUUGUCCAAAGCUUGAGUUACUACCAGGGGAUCUUGGAAACCUUGCUGCUCUAGAGUCCCUAACAAUUUCUUAUUGCCAUGAGUUGCUAUCAUUGCCAGAAGAGUUACAAAACCUCACCUCUCUCCGUUUGCUACGAAUUGAGGGCUGCAAUGGUCUAACGUCCUUGAGACUACAAGGGUUGAGCUCUCUUCAAGAUCUUACCAUUCAGCAAUGUCGAAGCCUAACAAGUUUUAUUGGGAGGUUGCAACACCUCGCAGCCUUUCGAUCCUUGUUGAUAAAUAUAUGUCCGCAGCUGGCUUCUUUACCAGAAGGUAUGCAACACCUCAUGUCCCUCCGAAAACUUUUCAUCUGGAAUUGUCAUAAGUUGACAUCUCUGCCGGAAGGGCUAAGACAUGCCACAACACUGCAAGAGCUAGAAGUUGGUAAUUGCCGGAGUCUAACGGCUUUGCCAGAGUGGAUAGGAAACCUGUCCUCACUUCGACAUUUGGAGAUUAGCGGCUGUCAUAAAUUUGCAUGUUUGCCAUCCGGGUUGCAACUUCUAACAAAUCUCAAAUGUCUAAUAAUCCGAAGCUGUCCCCAUUUAGAGAAGCGAUGCGAGAAGGAGAAAGGUGAGGAUUGGCACAAGAUAGCACACAUCCCGGUUAUUCAGAUUGGAUGGAAGCUUCCAAGACAAGAUGAUGGCUGUGAGCGUCUCUCGGAGUUGAAGAUGGGAUGCAUCAACACUCUCACUCCUACUUCUUGGUUCCAUUAACAUUUAAACACCAUCAUUUCAUCGAGGAUAUGUGUGGGACUCGUGCAAAUGAGAUGGAGGGGCCUAGCAGCACGUGUCAACAUGGUACAUGUGUGGGAGACUGAGCAUGACAGGUGGUGGUUGAACAAAAAAUCAGGCCGGUCUGCUUAUCAGGAAGGAUGAUUGAGCACUGAUCACCUACAUGCAAUAGUAUCACAACUUUUUGUACCAUAACUCGUUGGCAACCCUUGUUGUGAACAUGACUCUGGAACUGGUGAAGGGCUGGAAGAAUUCUAUAUAUACUGUCGACGUGAGAGGAAGAAGAACUCAGCUGCUAAGAGAGAAACUGAGUGAGAGAGUCAGAGAAGAAUUGGGAGACAUCGUGAGAGAACAAGAGAGAUGAAGAGUUUGAACUCAACAAGUUGUCGACUCGUUGGGCAGCUUGUGUUGAGUCCAAAGGCUCUGCUAGUCGUGGUGGGAGGAAAAUGAAGAAGGAAGAAAGGAAAGGAGAAGAUAAAGGAGAAAAGAAGGAGGAGAGAAUGAAAAGAACAAGAAAGAAGCGGCUGAGUCGACUCUCCGAGUUGACCCCUUUGAAUUUCUGAACCCGUAAUGAAUCCAGAACUAAGUCAGGACUCAUCAGUGCCACCUUAAGGAGACUGAGGACCAUAGAUUAGGGGCUGAGGAAUCAAUGGGUGGAAUUCCAUGCUGAGAUCUCACCGAAUCGCGUUGAAAACCCUAUUGAGUUGCACCAAGUUGCAUCGCGUCAAACUGAAUCAAACUGAGUUUGAGUUGAUUGAAUAUGAUUGAGCGCAUGUAAUUUCCAGCAAUACCUUAGACCAUCUUACACCUAAAUCAGGCCAGUCGAUGUUAGAGGCAUGCUUAAGGAUGGAAGAGACGACAUCAAAUUCACCUUUUCAGGAUUGUCUUCUUUCAGUGAUUUUAUUCCUUGAAAGAUAUUUGGGGAUAUGUCCCCAAGAAAGAGCAAAAAGGAAUGACAGAAUUCUGAAAGUAAGACCUAGAUUGUGCUUUGUUGACUGUCAAGAGCAUGCAUCUGCAGACACCAAUACAAGUGGCUCACGAAAAGUUGAAACACAUGCUAGUGAUCUAAGGCCUUCAUCUCACUGGCCUCGUGAUGAAUGUGUCUUUACCUUGGAUUAGCUAUUGGACCAUACCAGUAAAUGUCAAUAAUGCAGUCAAAAUCAGAGUAAUGGAAGAAUCUCUGAUGAUCUCUUGAUUCACAUCAAGAACACUAGCGAUGUCUACAGGAACAUCGCCAUCUGCAGUUACCUAAUCAUGGCAACACACGGGAGCUUUAAGUGGCGAUCUCAACUUUCUGAUGGCUCAAUGAGAUGCAGCAUACUUGGUGGAAAUUUGGGAUACAGGUCAAAUCUCAAUCUCCAACCUCCCUAUCAAGAACCUGAUUACAAUUUCGCCUCUUCCUACAUACAUCAUUCUAUGAAUGGAUUUGGCUAAACAUCCAUCCAAUGCAAGAUCUUGGAUUAGAGAAGCCAAACCUGGUGCCUCUUGCCUCUUCCAUGUUUAAAUCUUUGAGGGAAAGGAUACAAGUCAAAGUAAAGGUUGUCUUCUCCACAAUUGAUGGUCUAUGGCUCAGUCCAUUCAUGGAUGGGGCCCACUUAACUGCAUGGUUAGAUGAUCAAGACCACCGCCCAUCUGCUAGCCCUUACUGUUGUGGGGUGAUUGUACAAAAGACACUGAUGGGAGAAUCUGAGUGGCCCAAUUUAAGCUGCAUGUCAGAUUAUCAAGACCACGCAUCUGCUUACACCUACUUUUUGUGGGUGAUUGUACAAAAAACAUGAUGCGGAUAGGAGAAUCUUAGCUGCCUGAUUUUCUCUGUUGAAUGUGGACUAUUGGCUGAUUUUUGUCAUCACCUGUUUACUUGAAGACUGUAACUCAGACAGAUAUGAUUGUCCGAUUGAUGUGAUAUUUAUGCAGUUGGCUGUCGACCAUAUGAUCGAUCAUGGAUGUUUUUCAUUGCUUGUGAGUUCAUCAGCUGCUAGGCUUCAUGGAUAGAUUUCUGGAAGCAAUGGUUACUUGUCUUUUUUAGCUCGAUCCUUGUGUUGAGUUAGAAAGCUAAUGUAUAAAUGAAUGUUUGAGUAGAGGAAGAACGAGAGGUAUUUAUUUUAUAAUGCAUGUAAAAUGGAUUUGUAGUCCAACUGUUAUGUUUGUUAUAACUUACAAGUAAUCAAAUGGGUUUUGUGUGCUAUUUUUAAGGAAUUGAUCAGUCAUUGUAUUUACUGUUUGGUU